This is a messenger RNA of Chrysochloris asiatica (Cape golden mole), 1494 nucleotides long. It is a transcript of the gene SLC43A3, whose product is annotated as solute carrier family 43, member 3. The record is from RefSeq and is a predicted model, not a curated record. Lineage: Eukaryota; Metazoa; Chordata; Mammalia; Afrosoricida; Chrysochloridae. Gene Ontology annotation, biological process: transmembrane transport. The transcript has 12 exons. Gene Ontology annotation, molecular function: transmembrane transporter activity. The coding region runs from base 1 to 1494 and encodes 497 amino acids.
AUGGCAGUCCAGGGCUUGGCCCUUCGAGUGGCCACCUUGUUGACAGGGUUGCUGGAAUGCCUGGGUUUUGCAGGUGUGCUUUUUGGCUGGGCCUCACUGGUGUUUGUCUUCAAGAAGGAGCAUUAUUUUGAGGACCUGUGUAAGCAGGAAGAUGAGUUGGUGAGCGCGAACAACACCAGCAUGAACAACAGCAUCACACAGCAAAAAUGCAAAGCCCAGGAUGAAAGGUUCUCACUCAUCUUCACACUGGCUUCCUUCAUGAACAACUUCAUGACCUUCCCCAUUGGCUACGUGUUUGACCGGUUCAAGACCACUGUGGCCCGCCUCAUAGCCAUAUUUCUCUACACUAGUGGCACACUCACCAUAGCCUUCAUUUCUGCAGACUCAGCUCUGCUGCUUUUCCUGGCCAUGCCUAUGCUAACUGUGGGCGGAAUCCUGUUUCUCAUCACCAACCUGCAGGUUGGGAACCUAUUUGGCAAACACCGCUCUACCAUCAUCACCCUCCACAAUGGGGCAUUUGACUCCUCUUCAGCUGUCUUCCUUAUCAUUAAGCUCCUGUAUGAGCAGAACAUCAGCCUGAGGGCCUCCUUCCUCUUCCUCUCCAUCUGCAGCGCCUGGCAUGUCGGGCGCACCUUCCUUCUGAUGCCUCGGGGGCACAUCCCCUUCCCACUGCCCCCCAACUACCACUAUGGCCUGUGCCCUAGGAAUUGCUCCACGGAGACGAAACCAGCGGAGUCUGGAAAGACAGAGCGACAGUCCAGGGAGCUCCUGUCAUUGAAGGAUGAGAACCCUGGGUCAGGGCAGCAGCAAGAACCCCGCUCCUUCUGGACUUACGCUUUCUCUCGGCGGUUUGCCUGGCACCUGGUGUGGCUGUCUGUGAUCCAAUUGUGGCACUACCUCUUCAUUGGCACGCUCAACUCUCUGCUGACUAACCUGGCUGCUGGGGACAGGGCACUAGUCAGCAGCUACACAAAUGCAUUUGCCAUCACUCAGUUUUUCGGCAUGCUGUGUGCCCCCUGGAAUGGUCUGCUCAUGGACAGACUCAAGGACAAGUACCAGAAGGAAGCCAGAAGGACUGGCACUUCGGCCUCGGUGGUGACCCUCCGCUCCACGGUACCCUCGCUGGCCCUGACGUCCCUGCUGUGCGUGGGCUUUGCCCUCUGCGCCUCUGUUCCUGUCCUUUCCCUGCAGUACCUCACCUUCAUCCUGCAGGUGAUCAGCCGCUCCUUCCUCUACGGGGGAAACGCAGCCUUCCUCACCCUUGCUUUCCCUCCCGAGCACUUUGGGAAGCUCUUCGGGCUGGUGAUGGCUUUGUCAGCCAUUGUGUCUCUGUGCCAGUUCCCCAUCUUUACCCUCAUCAAAGGACCCCUUCAGAACGACCCACUCUAUGUGAACAUGACACUGGUGCUUGUCACCCUGCUCACAUUUGUCCACCCCUUCCUGGUGUACCGGGAGUGCCAAGACCAGAAAGGACGCCCCUCUGCAGCUGCCUAA